Messenger RNA from Daphnia pulex (common water flea), 2327 nucleotides. RefSeq names its product mitochondrial potassium channel ATP-binding subunit-like. The transcript is spliced from 10 exons. Gene Ontology annotation, molecular function: ATP binding; ATP hydrolysis activity; ABC-type oligopeptide transporter activity. Gene Ontology annotation, biological process: transmembrane transport. Bases 115 to 2208 code for a protein of 697 amino acids. Lineage: Eukaryota; Metazoa; Arthropoda; Branchiopoda; Diplostraca; Daphniidae. Gene Ontology annotation, cellular component: membrane. The record is from RefSeq and is a predicted model, not a curated record.
CUGUUAGUUGUCGUCUGCUUGGAAAAUGUUUACAAGUCUGAAUUCUUAGCUGAAAUUUUCCAAAAAAUUUCUCACGUGUAUAAUUUGUAAAAACGUCUACACCAUUUCCUUACCAUGCUAAUUUUAAGAAUCAGCAAUCUUCUUAGUCAUAGUAUACAGAAAAGCUCACGUUAUGGGUCUCAGAGGUACUUCGUCGAGACACUAAAUCGCAAAGCAGUGCAAAAUGUGAAGCAGGCAUUCAGAUCACAAUCAAUAAAAUCAACGGCCAAAGAAACAUGUUCCACAUCACUGCUGAGAUUACUGGGAUUCUCUUGUGGAACAGGGUUAAUUUUGGGCAAGCAAUUCUAUUCAGGAAACCAUGCUUACUGUGAAGCCAAGUUAAAAUCAAGGAUUGUCGAAGACGACCAAACUAAACAACUCAAAUUUGACUGGUCAAGGUUUUGGCAACUUUUGAAACCACACUGGUGGUACCUCAUCAUUGCUGUUUCAAGUGCUUUUGUAGUUGCAAUUUUAAACAUUGAAAUUCCUCGUUUGCUGGGUUCCUUGAUCAAUGUUGUAUCCAACCAUAUGGACGUCGACGCUGAAAAUACAGUGGGAGCCUACUGGCAGGAACUAAAAGUUCCCGCAAUCCGACUCGGAAUCAUGUACCUUGCCCAAGCUGCAUUUACAUUUGUCUACAUCAAUUCUUUGUCUUGUGUUGGAGAACGGAUGGCCUGUCAACUGCGCGAGGAUCUCUUUUCUUCCAUCAUUCAUCAGGAUAUUGCUUUCUUUGACAAUCAUCGGACGGGAGAAUUAGUCAACAGAUUGACAACAGAUGUGCAAGAUUUCAAAAGCUCAUUCAAGCUAUGUGUUUCGCAAGGGCUCAGAAGCGUAACCCAGACGAUUGGUUGCAUGGUGUCCAUGUACCUCAUCAGUCCUCCUUUAACUAUUUACAUGGCAACUAUCGUUCCAGCUGUUAUCGGAGUGGGAAGUUUAUUAGGAAGAUUUCUAAGAAGUCAAUCGCAAGCCGCGCAAGCCCAGGUGGCUAAAUCGACGGCCGUUUGUGAUGAAGCGCUAAGCAACAUUCGAACCGUGAGAGCUUUCGCAAUGGAAGAAAAGGAAAUGGAAUUGUACGCAGCAGAAUUGGAAAAGGCUAAAGUUAUGCAAGAGAAACUCGGCAUGGGCAUUGGUCUUUAUCAGUCGGGUACAAAUCUUUUCUUGAACGGCAUCGUUCUUGGAAUUGUGGGUCUUGGUGGUUCAUUACUUUCGUCAGGCCAGAUCAAACCGGGCGAUCUGAUGGCUUUCCUAGUGGCUACUCAAACCAUUCAGAGAUCUCUAGCUCAGCUCUCUCUCCUCUUUGGUCACUAUGUUCGCGGCAUUUCUGCAGGAUCACGGAUUUUUGAGUACAGCAACGUUAAACCAAGUAUCCCGCUGAACGGUGGCAAAAUUAUUCCCUUUCACUCUUUAUUCGGCCAGGUUGAAUUCAAAAACAUUGAUUUUACCUACCCGACUCGCCAAGAUCAGAAAGUCUUGAAAAACUUCUCGCUGACGCUUCCAGCCGGCAAAGUUGUCGCUUUGGUUGGCAGCUCAGGUGGAGGUAAAUCAACUGUCGCAGCGUUAUUGGAACGGUUCUACGAUGUUGACAGUGGAAUCAUUACGAUCGAUGGCAUUGAUAUCAAAAAUUUAGAUCCAACAUGGCUUCGAGGACGUGCUAUUGGUUUUAUAAACCAAGAGCCAAUUCUUUUUGCCACGUCCAUCAUUGAGAAUAUCCGGUACGGCAAACCGUCCGCAACGGAUCUAGAAGUGAUGGAAGCUGCUAGAAUGGCGAACGCCGAUGAGUUUAUCCGUUCCUUCCCGAACGGUUACGCCACUCGAGUUGGAGAAAGAGGCGUAACGAUUUCUGGUGGUCAGAAGCAACGCAUCGCCAUCGCUCGAGCUCUCCUCAAAAAUCCAUCCAUUCUCAUCUUGGACGAAGCGACUUCCGCUCUGGAUGCCGAAUCAGAGAAACUCGUUCAAGAUGCGUUGGACAAGGUUGCUGCUGGGCGAACUGUCCUUAUCGUUGCUCAUCGCCUAAGUACUAUUCAGAACGCCGAUACGAUCGCAGUCGUCUCCAACGGAGCUAUAGCUGAGGUGGGCACUCACAAAAGCCUUGUGGACAAACGUGGACUGUACUGGAACUUGAUAAGGCAGCAGCAGCAGAAUCAUUCGAGUGAAACUCACGGAGCCUAAAUAUCAAAUUUUGUUUUAAAUUACCUUAAACUUAAUAGUUUGAAUUUGUUAUAUAACAGGACCUUGUUUCUAAAAAAGCUCUUAUGUUGAUAGUUUCCUGGCAUUAAAUUACUACUUUU